Messenger RNA from Symbiodinium sp. CCMP2592, 897 nucleotides. Lineage: Eukaryota; Dinophyceae; Suessiales; Symbiodiniaceae. The record is from the annotation of a GenBank genome assembly.
AUGGCGGACGAAGACCUCAUGAAGAUGUCCAUAAACCCAGGCGCCUGGGCCGCGGCGCAAUUGGAUCCGGCGGAAAUUUGCAUGGACAGUUUCGAUGAGAACACCAGGAAAGCCCUCGAGGGCUUCGAGAAAGCCGUGCGACCCGCGGGCCUCGCCGUGACCGGUGCCAGUGGUGAGGCCAUCCGUAGCCGAGCAGAAAAGCUGCUCAAAGUCGAGUGCCGAGUCCUCGUCAACGCCGGCGAGGCGUUGUUGAGCGCAGUGGGAAGGGAGCUGAAGUGUCCCAAAAUGGUGCUCUUGCUGCAGAAGCUGCCCAAGCUGUUGGCUCGCCAGGCUGCGCGGCAUCAUUGCAGCACUGAUUGCAGGGUGCUGCAGCAUGUGCGUGCAAAGGCUGCGAUACAUCGCCAGAAGCCACGGCGAGCCGGCAUAGCUUGUCACCCGAGCCAAAAUGAGACUGGCGAGAAGUUUGGCGGGACCAUGAUGGUCUCCGAAGAGGAGCUCUCAAAGAUGUCGAAGAUGUCGGUGGCAGAGACAGCCCUGGAGCCGAAGGGACGAUACAGCGUGGACCACCGAGCUCUGCUUUUUGGGUCACGCUUUGGCCGGGGCGAUGUCGUGAACACGAAGGGCAAGGCCGCAGCUAUAGCUUAUGCUGCCGCCGAGCAGGAAGAGCUCCAGCUGCAGAACGAGGAGCUGGCCGAAAGGCUCUCCAGCAAAGUGGACCAGCUCAGAGAGAUCAGCUUGAGCAUCGCCGAGGAGACCAAGGAGUCUACGAAGCAAACUGACGACAUGAACAGGCAGUUUGAUCGCGCUGGCGGCUGGCUGUCGCAAGCCAAUGCCAAGCUGCAGGCGGGUGUUGUGGUUCAGUUUUCUUCGAUGGGCUGUGGGAAGUGCCUGAACUGA